AUGCGUCCACUCGUUCUUUUGAUUCUCGCUGUCCAAGCGCGCCACUCCUUUGCUGCCCCAGCCCUCUCUACGGCUGUGGCCCAUACUCCGACAGCCACCAUCAGCAUCCCGGUAUCCAGCUCGGCCUCUAGGCCUUCAGUUGCCCUAACAGAGACCGUUAACGCGCCGGCUUCGAGCGGGAUCCCCUCGUCUAUAGUCGGCGCAUCUCUUCCUACGGCUACGGUCACCGUCGACUUGGACAAUGCCACGGUCGUGGGAGUGACAGACGGGACGGCCAACUGGUUCCUGGGGUUACCCUUCGCUCAACCCCCGGUCGACGAUCUCCGCUUCGAACCUCCCCAGGCUAACAGUCCGUACCAAGGGAUACUCAAUGCGACCUACUGGGGUAACCAGUGCAUCAACACGCUUGAGGUCAACACCCCCUCGUGGAUCACUCCGGCCAUGGAAGACUACUUCACCACUCUCACGCAUCUAGCUAAUGCUCCUUACGACGAGGACUGUCUCAACCUCAAUGUCAUCCUCCCCGCCAGUGUAACGGAAGGAGCUAUGCUUCCCGUCGUUGCUUAUAUUUUCUUUGGCGCCUUCCUGUUUGGCGACAGUGCCGAUGUCGACGGGAGCACCAUCGUAAAGCGGUCGAUAGACAUGGGACAACCAGUCAUCUUCGUGUCGAUGAACCACAGUAUAUUGGUGCUCACUAUGAAAGUAGCGUACGGCUUCCUUUCGGGAAAGGAAGUUAUGGAUGCAAAGGCAGGCAAUGUUGGGCUGCAGGAUCAACGUGAGGCCCUCCGCUGGAUUCAGAAGUACAUACCGGCUUUUGGCGGCGAUCCUAAGAGGGUGACGCUUCUCGGGUUCAGUUCCGGGGCAGUCUCCGCAGGGCUUCAGAUGGUCGCAAACGGUGGCGACACGGAGGGUCUCUUUCACGGGGUGUGGGCGGAAUCCGGUGCAAUCCAGUCCGCGGGGUGGUUGGAUCAGCCUCCAGCGCAGAAGGCGUACGACGACUUUGUUACGGGCUUAAAUUGCUCAAGCGCUGCGGACACGUUCGCCUGCAUAAAAAAGGCGCCGACUGAUGCGGUGACGAAGCAUGGCAUGGCGUAUCCACAUUGGCAGCCCCACACGGAUGGAGUAUUUAUCAGAAGCCUACCUCAGCAAGCAUUGGUCAGUGGCAACGUCUCUAGGAUUCCUAUCGUUGCAGGAAAUGCGGAAGAUGAAGGCACCUCCUUCACGCUUGGCUUUCCGGACCUGAGCACGACGGCGGACGUGGAGGCGAUGAUCAGGACGGGCUACUACCCGAAUAUCACCGACGAGGACAUGGACCACCUUUUACGCCUAUACCCCGACGACCCUUCCCAAGGGGCACCAUAUAACACUGGCAAGGAUUUCCAAGUCACUCCUCAGUGGAAGCGAGCGGCAUCUUUCCUCGGGGAUGUGGGAGUCGUUAGUGUCCGGAAAUUCUUCACCAAGCACCUAGCUGCGCUCAACAGUCCCGUGUGGGCGUACUACUACAAGCGCAACUCUAUCCCAGGGCUUGGUUCGACGCAUGGGUCCGAGCUCGCGAACAUGUAUGGGCCAGGUGACAUGACGGACUUCCUCGUCAACUUCGUGAACAGAUUCGAUCCGAACAAGAAUGUCACAUCGCUGAUCCACUGGGAAAAGUACCGGACGGGCGACCCGGUCCUGCUCGACUUCUAUGGGAACGAUUCGCUUCGGCUCACCUCGGACACGUACCGCGAGGAGGCCCUCAAUCUCGUUAUGAAGCUUAGCCUCGAGCAGCCACUGCCAUUCUGA
This is a messenger RNA of Dichomitus squalens LYAD-421 SS1, 1785 nucleotides long. Its product is annotated as alpha/beta-hydrolase. Bases 1 to 1785 code for a protein of 594 amino acids. NCBI's taxonomy places the organism in Eukaryota, Fungi, Basidiomycota, Agaricomycetes, Polyporales, Polyporaceae. The transcript is spliced from 13 exons. The record is from RefSeq and is a predicted model, not a curated record.